CCUCGUUUUGAUUCCCCAAAUAGAAAAUCAGACCAGACAGACACGCACCGCCUUGUUGUCACGUCUUCUUCGUGUUAUCCUGAUCUCCAUUCCCCCUUCCCGAUAAAACUUUUCUCGUCACACUUCCCAACGCACGCACCUAUAUAUAUACAUAGCUAUAUCUAUCUACAUCUCUCUUCCUCGUCAAACAAUCAGUUAGAGAGAGAGAGAGAGAGAGAGAGAGAUUUGUAGAGAUAUGGAGAGAGCAAUCGAGAGGCAGAGAGUCGUUCUUCAACACCUUCGUCCUUCCUCCACUUCUUCCUCACUGGAGAACAUCCAAUCAUCUCUCAACGCAUCUGUCUGUGCUGCUGGGGAUAGUGCGGCAUACCAUAGGAGUUCUGUUUAUGGGGACGAUGUAGUCAUAGUGGCUGCCUAUCGGACAGCACUUUGCAAAUCAAAGAGGGGUGGUUUCAAGGAUACAUUUCCUGAUGAUUUACUCGCGCCUGUUCUCAAGGCAGUGAUAGAGAAAACAAAUGUGAAUCCGAGUGAAGUUGGGGACAUUGUCGUGGGCACUGUAUUGGCACCGGGCUCUCAAAGGGCAAGCGAAUGCAGAAUGGCUGCAUUCUAUGCUGGUUUCCCUGAAACUGUGCCGGUAAGAACCGUGAAUAGGCAGUGUUCUUCUGGUCUCCAGGCAGUUGCUGAUGUAGCUGCAUCAAUUAAAGCUGGAUUCUAUGAUAUUGGAAUUGGCGCUGGGUUGGAAUCCAUGACCGCAAACCCAAUGGCAUGGGAAGGAUCAGUCAAUCCAAGGGUAAAGACCAUGGCACAAGCCCAAGAUUGCCUACUCCCUAUGGGUGUUACUUCAGAAAAUGUUGCUCAUCGCUUUAGCGUAACAAGGCAGGAGCAAGACCAGGCUGCAGUUGAGUCACAUAGAAAGGCUGCUGCUGCGACUGCUUCUGGUAAAUUUAAAGAGGAAAUAAUCCCUGUGGCCACCAAGAUUGUUGAUCCAAAAACUGGAGAUGAGAAGCCCGUUACGAUUUCAGUUGAUGAUGGAAUUCGGCCAAACGCGUCACUAUCAGAUCUGGGAAAACUGAAGCCCGUAUUUAAGAAAGAUGGGACAACCACUGCUGGGAACUCUAGUCAAGUGAGUGAUGGUGCUGCAGCCGUCCUCCUGAUGAAGAGAAGUGUUGCAACGCAGAAAGGAUUACCAAUUCUUGGUGUAUUCAGGACUUUUGCUGCUGUUGGUGUAGAUCCUGCCAUCAUGGGUGUUGGCCCCGCAGCUGCAAUUCCAGCUGCAGUCAAGGCUGCCGGUCUUGAACUUGAUGAUAUUGAUCUUUUCGAGAUAAAUGAGGCAUUUGCAUCGCAAUUUGUAUAUUGCCGCAAGAAGCUGGAUCUUGAUCCAGAAAAGAUCAAUGUUAAUGGAGGUGCAAUGGCCAUUGGGCAUCCUUUGGGUGCAACAGGUGCACGAUGUGUAGCCACACUAUUGCAUGAAAUGAAGCGUCGUGGCAAAGAUUGCCGCUUCGGUGUUAUAUCCAUGUGCAUAGGUACUGGAAUGGGGGCUGCAGCUGUUUUUGAAAGAGGUGACUCUGUUGACGAGCUCUGCAAUGCUCGGAAGAUCGAGACCAACAACCUUUUAUCCAAGGAUGCUCGAUAGAAUAUAAUUCACUACUCCCAUAUUACAGCAUAAAUAACAUUACACCUAGUGUUGAAAACCGAUGUAAUAAUGUCGCAUUGAUAUUGUGCGAAACCUGUUAGAGACCGUAUCCCUACAUUUGAUUCGUCACAAGUUGUUGGCAAGCUAGAGGGUAUGAAAUUUGUCUCCUUUUUUCUUUUCUUUUUUUGGGUAAUCAAAAGGACAUGGAGUUAGCUGUGAA
Molecule: messenger RNA, 1850 nt
Organism: Rhododendron vialii
Lineage: Eukaryota; Viridiplantae; Streptophyta; Magnoliopsida; Ericales; Ericaceae
Product: 3-ketoacyl-CoA thiolase 2, peroxisomal
Exons: 14
Coding region: 236-1630 (464 amino acids)
Biological process (GO): phenylacetate catabolic process; fatty acid beta-oxidation
Cellular component (GO): peroxisome
Molecular function (GO): acetyl-CoA C-acyltransferase activity
Source: RefSeq, a predicted model, not a curated record